This is a messenger RNA of Zea mays, 2352 nucleotides long. RefSeq lists its product as uncharacterized. NCBI's taxonomy places the organism in Eukaryota, Viridiplantae, Streptophyta, Magnoliopsida, Poales, Poaceae. The record is from RefSeq and is a predicted model, not a curated record. The coding region runs from base 41 to 1921 and encodes 626 amino acids. The transcript has 9 exons.
AUUCUUAGAAACUUGGUGGAAACAUGCCCCUAGUAAGGUAAUGAACCAAAAAAGAAGAGAGGACCCGCAUCGCAGAUCUCCCCCUUCCCUCCACGCCUCUCGCGUCGCCGCGAUGGCCGACGAGGCCCUGGACCAGCCGCCGGACGCGACCCCUUCUCCGACUCCGGCGACGCCGCCGGUACCCGCCACCCCGUCCCCCACGGUGCUGCUCCGCCCGCGGCGGGAGGCAUUCGAGCACGGGCUCUUGCCCAUCCCCAAGCUCAUCUUCCCGGAGGGUACGCUGGCGCAGACCCUCGCCCAGCUCAAGGAGAAGCUCGCUGCCUCGGCCCCGGACGGACGCGUGCGCGCCGCGGCCCUGGCGGAGGCGUUGCAGAUCCCGCAGGAGCAGGCGGCGCUCGCCCUCGCCACGCUCGCGGCUGUGCUCCCGGCAGAGGACCCCGCGCUCGGCGACGGCGCCGUGGAUGGUUCUGCCGCGGACAUCCGCGACAUGCUGCUCUUCCUCUACAUCCAGUCUUACAAACGUCUCGUCCCGCGGAGUGCGCACAAGGACUCGCCCGUCGUGGCGGACGUCUGGCCGUCCACCUCCGCGUUCGAUGGGUACCUCUCCGCACUCUCCCCGAUCCAGCUUGUUCGCAGUAACAGCCGUCGUUUUAUGCCUUCUCAAGCUGAUGAAGAAAUUCAUCAGUUGUCCUAUCUGCAAAAGCAUAUGGCGAAUAUUCUUACUCUCUUGGCAGAUUCUGUUGAGGGUGAUGGUGAUGAUUCACUGGUGUUGACAAUGGAGACUUUUGAGCACCUUGGAUUUCUAGUUCAAUUCUCAGAAGGAACUUCUUUAAGCCAGGCUGCUACAUUUUUUGCAUGCUCAGAUCCAGACAUGCCUGAUGUGCCUGUCCCUGCUGCUCAGGUUCUUGAUUGGAUGUCACAGAAAAUAGCUUUUUCACUGGAAUAUUCUGCUGAGAGGUCCGCAGCAAAGGAAAGCAACCAGCAAACCAUGUCUGAUCUUGAUGUGACCAUGGCUGAGGCCAAUACAAGUCACCCACGGAACAGUACACCAAGUGCCAAUCCUGCAUACUACAGAAAUGUAACAUUUGUGGAGGGCUUUUCCAAAACCUCUGUUGUCAAGCAUGCAUCUGAUGUCAAAGGGAAUUCUAUAAAGGUUUUGAACUGCCAUGAUUCUGUUAUCUACAUAUUAGCACCGCUGAAGUAUGCUACUGUGUACGGUUGUUCUGAUGCUACAGUUGUUCUUGGUGCUGUUGGUAAGGUAGUAAAAGUGGAGCAUUGUGAAAGAGUGCAUAUCAUUGCAGCUGCAAAACGGAUUUGUAUUGCCAACUGCCGGGAAUGCAUCUUCUACAUAGGAGUAAAUCACCAACCUCUUGUGUUGGGGGACAACCAUAAAUUACAAGUUGCUCCAUUCAAUACGUGCUACCCACAACUGCAUGAACAUAUGAUACAAGUGGCUGUCGAUCCCAGUGUCAACAAAUGGGACCAACCUUUUGUGUUGGGAGUUGUUGAUCCACAUGAUUCAUUAUCCCAUCCUGCUGGAGUUUCAGAUGUUAAAGCUGAAUCAGCAACAUGUCUGGAUCCUGAUCUAUUCACCAAUUUUUUGAUUCCUAGUUGGUUUGGGGAUGAAAGGCAAGGGACUACAAACCGCAAUCCUUUCCCACUGCCUGAAAUUUAUGGGACAUCCCAAAGCAAAAAGCUAGUUCAUAUUUCACCAUGCUGUAUUACUAAAGGUCAGAUGUUCCUAAGUACAUUGUAUUCUUAUCAGCGUUCUGCUCUGGAAGAUAUCCAAAAGAUGAUUCGGGAGCUGCAGCUUGAUGAGAACCGGAAAAGGGAAUUGGCAACUGCCCUUCACGUUCAGUUCAAGGAUUGGUUAUACGCUUCAGGCAAUAUCCGCCAGCUCUACUGUCUACAGGGCGAUUAACGAUGGGAUUUGCAAGACUGACUACCCUUUUGCCGACUCCUACUCCAAAACAUUCGACAAUUGUCGAAAGCUGACCUUCCUUUCCCUGGGAGAGAGGAUUCCCACCCGCGCAGAAGGAUGUGAAGAUGUACUGUUACCUACUUUUUUACAGAUUCAUUUGGGUAUAUUCCCUUUGCUGCGAGUUGGAGGUACUAAUUAGGAUGUAAUCUCCAAGCCUACUCAUUUUUUUUGGCCCUUGAUAACGUCCACGAGUAUGUAAUAGGGACUGGUGAAUCAUACGUUGUAAACAUUUCUUCAUCCCGUUUUGCUAAAUGGCUCGUCAUGUCAACCCUCUAUUGGAUCAACUGUAUUGUGCUCAUCCUUAUAGACAUGCUUGUUUGCAACUUUUUUCGUUGGUCAAGGUUUUGCCACUCUCAGGACGAUUAUUGUCA